AACAACAUAAAAGCAGCCAGAGGGAACACAUCAAUCAGAGUCAACUUCGAUCGACUUGGAAGAUGACAUCCAGCAUUUUGUGGUUUGCGUUGCUGUUCUGCAGCUUAAUUUUGGCCCAGGAUGCUGGAAAAACAGAAAUACCUUGUGAAAUGCAGUUAUGUUAUCCUGUGAGUGAUCUCCUCAAAGCGUUUGGUGCCAUGAAAGAAAAACUUGAUGCUUUGGAAACGAGGUUGAGCAACAGUGAGAACAGGUUGGAGACUUCACUGAAUAAUUCAUUGCUUGCAUUUUGUAGAAAAGAAAAGAAAAGAAAAACUAACCAACAUGCUCUUGUUUUGACAGGUGUCUUCGCUGCACCUGUUGCAGGUGUUUAUUACUUUUCUAUCUUCUUUCAUGCCGGAGGAGAAUACGAGGCAAAAAUAUUUUUGUACAAGAACAACGAACUCAAGGUAGGAACCCAUGAUCACCGGUCAGAUGAUGACACAGCUGAUAAUGGAGGAAAUGCCGUGUUUCUGGAGCUGGUGCCAGGAGACCAGGUGUUUGUGGCCUUGCAUGAAAACUCACAUGUUUGGGGAUCCAACAUCCACACAACCUUCAGCGGUUUUCUGGUCACUCAGAUAUGAGAGUUAUCACACUGUAUAUCUGAUGAAAGAGAAGGUUGUUGCUCAUAAAAUAAAGAUUUUAAAAAUGA
Molecule: messenger RNA, 688 nt
Organism: Epinephelus moara (kelp grouper)
Lineage: Eukaryota; Metazoa; Chordata; Actinopteri; Perciformes; Serranidae
Product: complement C1q tumor necrosis factor-related protein 6-like
Exons: 2
Coding region: 63-620 (185 amino acids)
Molecular function (GO): protein binding
Source: RefSeq, a predicted model, not a curated record